GUUUCGUUUUUUACUCCUGUUGGAUGUUUUGCUAAUACAUCAGAGUGGAUUCGUAAGAGUGCAUUUAAUGAACACUAUGAAUAAAGAAAACCGAACUAUAUUUUCUGUAAGUAUUUCUUAGAAGAUUAUACAUUUCUAAUUAAAAAACUAUCAACUUGUCAUUGUAAAUGUAGCAGGCUAACGACAAAACGAAGGCAACUGUCUACAAGAUGGCUGUUGCUUGCGCAAUGGAUGCAUUUGACAGAAAAGCAAAAAUUGCACACAACAUUUCCAAAAUACGGCUACUAAUAAAACAACACCGAAGUAGUUAUAUAAAUUUUAUAACUUAUUUAUCUGUGUAAUAAAUUUUUCUCUUUUUAGUUGACAUUUUGAAAUUAGAUUCAAAUCUCAUGAUACCACUAAACAAGUUGGUGGAACAUGAUAUUAGCAAAACGUACAAGGGGAACAUAAGUCAAUUUGAUCACUAUAUCUGUCAGUAUUGCGACGAUAUACGAUAUACGUAAAAAAAUGGCACGAGUUAUGUAAGCAUAACUCAGGAUUGCAUUCGUCAUGAUUUGGCGAAAUAAUGUUAAAGUACUACAGAAAAGCUGAUGCAUUAACAGAUGACACCAUUCGCGCUGCCAUCGAGUUAAUGUCACGAAAUUUAAUUGGGGAAGAAGAGUUCGCUAUCUUCGUAAAGCCACGGAGGAAGAGAUGGAGGAGGAACAUCGACUAGUUACAAAAGUGACUACCCCAGUGUCCCUUUCUGAAAAGUUGCCAGAUUGCGGGAACUUGACCUGAGACCCCACAUUGCCAGUUCUAAGAAAAAAAAACAGCAGAAAAUUGUUGUUUUGAUUUGGGUCCCUGGUGGUGAAAGUUGGAAUCAAGGGCUGGGUAUUGGUCGCUUCGGGACUUUCACCAAUACGUCGUUUCUUAGAACUGGCAAGGUGGGGUCUCAGGUCCAGUUUCCGCAAUCUGGCAACUUUUCAGAAAGGGACACUGAGGUAGUCACUUUUUCCUGUAGAGGCUUAUGAAGCGAUGUUCCUCCUUCUUCUCAUCCUCCGUGGUAAAGCAUAAUCAUAUGGCAAAGUUGGGAGAGCUACUGCAGUCCAUGGAAGCUAAGGAUUCGUCUGAGGAUGGAAUGGACGAGCCUCUGCUUCCACCGGUCCCAUCUCCACAGUUGGCAAAUAAUGCAGGACCAAUGGAAGACAUUGAAUUAAUCGAAAUUGAUGAUUCGUCUCUGGAUGGAUUGGACGUGCCUAUGCUUCCACUUGUCCUCUCUUCACAUUUGUUGAAAAAUGCAGAAUUAAUUGAAGCCAUUGCAGCAGAUGAAAGCUUCAUAAUUCAAGAAUGCGAUUACGAAACGAAUUCGUUGAUGUAAACCAAGAGAACUCCGGUUCUUUGGCUCACAAACUAGCUUUUCUCCACUUUUCAAAUGAACCCCCCAUCCACGGAAAUCUACCGCACCAACACUCCCGUUUUUCAUUGCGCACCUGGCAGCGUUAAUUCACUAUCACGGUCAAAUCGCAAUCUAAUGCACCCAAAAAUAAACGAAAAAACAAUUAAGGCCCGCGAAUGAAACUGGUAGGAAUAAAUCACGAGUGAAACGAUUGCACAGUUAAUAGAUGGGAAACAACUUUGAAAACAUUACAAUGACAAGGCUUUUGUGAGCUAUCAAUCGUCCAACAGCGUCGAAAAACAAAAGUGUUGGCACGAUCAACCUUGAUGAAAUGGAUUAGUUAUCUUGGUGCCGUAUUACGCUUCUUAAAAUUAAAUGAUGCCAAAAGAAGAGCUCCACGGUAGACUGACUUGAAGUAACACUGCCAUCAAAGUAUGGGUUACACGACUCGGAACUGCACAAAAUCAUACAACAUUAUCUAUUCAAAUGCAAUCUCGCCUUCAACACAGUUUUAAAAUUAUCGAGUGGGAGAUCAAGUAAGGAAAUCAACGCAUUACAAAACAAGUCUUUAUUCAAUUGGCAUUCUUUCACACUACAAUGAGUAGACAAUUACAAAGCAGAAGCAUAAAACCUAAAAAAAAACCCAAAAAUUUCAUAUUCCAGUCUGACGAGUUCGAUACGAUUACUUGAAACAGCAAAGAUUGAAAGAUUGAAAGAAACUUAAAGAAAACAAAAUCAAAUCUUCACUAGGCAUACCACACCUAAUUGUUUAUGUGGCGAAAUAUAUCGUUUGCAACCUGGAGAAAUGUUGCGGGAUUAUCACGCACAAAGGUAAAUGUUGAA
Messenger RNA from Daphnia pulicaria, 2221 nucleotides. RefSeq lists its product as uncharacterized. The record is from RefSeq and is a predicted model, not a curated record. Bases 1010 to 1360 code for a protein of 116 amino acids. The transcript is spliced from 3 exons. NCBI's taxonomy places the organism in Eukaryota, Metazoa, Arthropoda, Branchiopoda, Diplostraca, Daphniidae.